CCGGGGGCUGCAGCGGUGAGGUGCCUUCAGCCUCGCGCCAGCUGUAUUUUCAUCUUCUCCUUUAAGGAUAUUGUCCGAAUAGGCUGCGUUUGCUCGAGUGCGAAGAGAGCAGCACAAAGAGAGACUCCGCGGCGGUGGGAAAUUCACUGGUCCAUAAGCGGUCUCCUUUGCGUCGCAGCCAUAAGAGCUCAGCAUCUCUGGCCAAGCUGUCGGUGCAUGAUGGACAGAAAGCCAAAAAGCCACUUUGUAAAUUUGAGGAAGGUCAGGAUGUCCUAGCUAGAUGGUCAGAUGGCUUGUUUUAUCUUGGAACUAUCAAAAAGAUAAACAAACUGAAACAGAACUGCUUCGUUAUAUUUGAAGACAGUUCCAAAUCCUGGGUUCUCUGGAAGGACAUACAAACAGGAGCCACUGAGAGUGGGGAAAUGGUCUGUACAAUAUGUCAGGAAGAGUAUUCAGAAGCUCCAAAUGAAAUGGUUAUAUGUGAUAAAUGUGGGCAAGGUUACCAUCAGCUGUGUCACACACCAAAUAUUGAUUCCAGCGUGAUUGAUUCAGAUGAUAAAUGGCUCUGUCGACAGUGUGUGUUUGCAACAACAACAAAGAGAGGUGGUGCGCUUAAGAAAGGACCAAAUGCCAAAGCACUGCAAGUCAUGAAACAAACGUUACCAUAUAAUGCAACAGACCUUGAGUGGGAUGCAGGUCAUAAAACCAAUGUGCAGCAGUGUUACUGCUAUUGUGGAGGGCCUGGAGACUGGUAUCUAAAGAUGUUGCAGUGCUGCAAAUGUAAACAGUGGUUUCAUGAGGCUUGUGUGCAGUGCCUCCAAAAGCCAAUGCUUUUUGGUGACAGGUUUUAUACGUUCAUUUGCUCAGUUUGCAGUUCUGGACCAGAAUACCUCAAACGUUUACCCUUGAGAUGGGUAGAUAUAGCACAUCUAUGCCUUUACAACCUAAGUGUUAUUCAUAAAAAGAAAUAUUUUGAUUCGGAGCUUGAACUUAUGGCCUACAUUAAUGAAAACUGGGAUAGAUUGCAUCCUGGUGAGCUGGCAGACACACCAAAAUCUGAAAGAUAUGAGCAUGUCCUGGAGGCAUUAAAUGAUUAUAAGACUAUGUUUAUGUCUGGAAAAGAAAUAAAGAAAAAGAAGCAUUUGUUUGGCUUGAGAAUUCGAGUUCCUCCUGUGCCGCCGAAUGCUGCUUUAAAGGCUGAUAAAGAACCAGAAGGAACGUCACAUGAAUUCAAAAUUAAAGGCAGAAAGUCAUCUAAACCGAUCCCUGAUGUGAGGGAAUUAAGUAAUGGUAUAGAAAGAAAGGGGAAAAAAAAAUCAGUAGGUCGUCCACCUGGUCCCUAUACAAGAAAAAUGAUUCACAAAACUCCAGAGUCAUCUCCUCUGGAUAAUGAACCAGUUCCAGUGAUAGAGAACCCAGCCUUGGAAUUACCCUGCACUGUUGGGAAAUCUGAUGGAACUGCACAUUCAUCCAAUACCUCAGAUGUGGAAUCCACAGGUGCUGCCAGUAUGAAAGAAACUACCUCAUCUAACAUUUCCAGACAUUAUAGUUUAUCUGACUCGAGAAAAAGGACUCGUACAGGAAGAACUUGGCCUGCUGCAAUACCACAUUUGAGGAGGAGAGGCCGCUUUCCGCGAAAAGCACUCCAGACUCAAAAUUCAGAAAUUGUAAAAGAUGAUGACAGCAAGGAAGAUUACCAGUAUGAUGAACUCAAUACAGAGAUACUUAACAACUUAGCAGAUCAGGAGUUACAGCUCAAUCAUCUGAAGAACUCCAUCACUAGUUAUUUUGGUGCAGCAGGUAGAAUAGCUUGCGGGGAAAAAUACCGUGUGUUGGCUCGUCGGGUGACACUUGAUGGAAAGGUGCAGUAUCUUGUGGAGUGGGAAGGAGCAACUGCAUCCUGACUGUAGGACUGAACAUUAUGUUCACUGCACUGUCAUCUGUAAGUACAGUUCAUAAUGCAGAGCCACGAGAGAAAUAGUCUUUAAAUGAGUUCUAAAAAGAAAAACAAAAAACAAAACAAAACCAGUUUAGCCUUAACAUGUAAUUGUUAUCAUUACAGCUCUUGUGAUAAAGACUUAUCUUUUUAAAUUCUGAUCUGAGACUUAAAUUUUUUAAUCUGAACAUUGUUAGAUUGUUUUAGGUUGGGAUAUUUUGGGUUACGAUUGCUUAAAAAUGUGCAUGGUGUUUAAAAAAAGAUGACAUUUUCUAGAGAACAUUCCAUGGAUACAGUUAUUGUGAUUUAGAGAAAAUAUUAUGUAGAUAGCACAAAUAUUUGAAAAAUCUUGGUUUGUUUUCUUACCCAAAUGUUUGCAGAAAUGUAUUUCUAUUUCAAUACUUUCUAGAUUUCAUAAGUGCAGUGUAUAUAAUACCUACUGAAGACUGUAAAAUACUGAAGUUUUCUUUCAAACAAAGUGUAAAAAAAAAAAAAAAGAAAAAAAUAUAUUGAGCCUGUAAAUUGCUCUGUGACCAGACUUCAUUGUCUUCUUAAUAUAUUCUGUGUGUGUGCGUGUGCGGUGUGUGGGUAUAUACAGAGGUGUAUAUGCACACACAGACCUGGGCGUGUACAUAGAUGUGUGAUUGUGACCUAUGCAAUACAAAUUAUGGGAUCGGUCAGCUUCUGAGAAUACAUCCCAUAAUUCUUUUUUCAGGAAUAGUUGCCAGUAUUUACACAGCAGCAUUUCUUCUCAGGCUUAUUGGGUGCUGUUGCUUUUUAUGUACUAAGGAAAGGUGUCCAACCAGUGCAGCGUGUUCUGGCAGUGGGUGCAGUCAUUGAUGUUCAUGUGCUCUACAUUCCAUUUUCCAUUUGAAUUAACUGCUAAAAAAUAAUGCAGGAUUGAAGAUUUUUAAAUUAAUUCUAUUGGAAAUAACAAUUUGAAAGCUCUUGUGGCACUCUGAUUGUAAAUUUCAUGUCCCAGUUAUAAAGUAAGUUGACAGGAGUCAUGCAGGAUUUCUACAUACCUGUAGAACAGUCAUAUUUUGAUAAAUGUAGUAUGAAUUAAGUGUGUUAUUGCACAGGGUCAACAAAUGUUGCCAUUUGAAGUAACGUUACUGAUUUUAUUACAACAUUACCUCUUUUGUGUUUAUAAAAUGUACCAAGUUUAAAUUGGUAAGAUUAUUUUACUUGUUUAAAAAAAAAAUCAAAAAGUCUCUUGACAGUAUUAGAUGUUUUUUCUUUGUCUGCUACUUUUGAGGGGGUUUUAGCCAAAGAGUAAACAGAAGAAUAUUUUUACUUUGGUGGUUAUUCACUGUACUGUAUAAGGUUAGUUUUCUUACAUGCUUACAGUUUGCCACCAAAAUAAAAUUAUGUAACAUUAGCAAAUGACAGAGUGGUUUAAAGUGUACUACUUGAGUGAGUACUUAUUUAUUCCAUUAUGUGGUUAUUUGACUUUUUCUGCUCAUCUUGAACAUCUUGAAAAGGUGACUUUUUUGCUGAAUAUUUUUUUUUGUCACCUUAUAGCCAAAGGAAGCAGAGAAAGCUUUUUAUCGGCUUGUGGCUGGCUGGGUUAUAUUAGCUUUAUAAAAAUGCUAAUUAAAGACUCCCACUUCUGUUUACCUUCACUAAAAUGUGUGGGUUUUUUCUCACACCCUCAGCUAUUAAUUUAAUGUUGCCUUGCCUAUAGCUGCAAUAUUUUGAUAACACAGCAACUUCAUGUUAAUUUUUGAAUGUUUAUAUCUUGAGAUAAUGCAAAAUGUAAAGCCUUUGUAACCUUACUCACACCAUCUGUAUUUGUCUUUGUUUCACUUUAUCCAAGUCCUUUAAUUCUAACUGAACACCAGCAGUAUUUUUCAUAAAGAUUCAUUGGAAUGUACUAGGGGACUUAAGUUGGGGAGGUGUGGGGAGAAAAUACUUGUCAAACUUCAGCUGUCCAUAGACCUAACUAUUGUGAAUGUUUUCAUUUUAUUAUGGUGGUUGACUUAACUCUGAUGUUCAGUUUGUAUUUUUGGAAUUGCUUUUCUCUUAGAAUUAAAAGACCAACAUUAAAUGUGUGUAUUUUUGAGAGAGAAGAAUGAGUUUUGAUUCUGUACUCUUGUGAAGCACAUACUUGGUGGCAUCCUCCCAUCCAUCAUUUCCCAGUCUCUAGCUUUCCUGUUCCUGUCCUGGAGACACUUGCCCUGCACAUAGACACUAACUGGUGUUCCAGCUGUGGUUGAGGGAUGCUUUGUUACAAGGUGUCAUGUACUGGAAAAUGCUGCAAUAGUGCUGCUGAAGAUAGAGCUAGAGUAGUAAUUAAAGCACACCUACAAAUGCCUUUCUCAUUUUAUGUGAAUUUCAUUGUAUGUAGUAGUGGUGUGUCUAAAGGAAAAAGACAAAUGUUGUUGUAUGUAAUGAUUUCAUUUUGGUAUAACUCGAUCAUUGUAUGUACGCAUGUGUGUAAAUAUAUGUAAUUCAACUUUGUUGUGGUCACUGAUUUAGAACCAUUUCUCUGUGUAUAUUUAAUAUUUUUCCAUUAUGUUUUAUUUGUAUUACAGUAGUAUUUAGAUAGGAGAUGUCUCUCGUGACAGUUCUAAAAAGAUAGGUAUCGCAUGAACAAGACAGCAAAGAAAUAAUGGCACAAUACUGGUCAGAAUUGUAAGAUAUGCAUCAUAGCAAACUAUUUGUCAAAUCAUUGUUCUCAAUACAACUUCAACAGGAAUUUUGAAUAAAACUAUGGUUUUUCUAUGCA
Messenger RNA from Passer montanus (Eurasian tree sparrow), 4667 nucleotides. It is a transcript of the gene MTF2, whose product is annotated as metal response element binding transcription factor 2. Bases 423 to 1904 code for a protein of 493 amino acids. The transcript is spliced from 15 exons. Gene Ontology annotation, molecular function: DNA binding; chromatin binding. Gene Ontology annotation, biological process: regulation of DNA-templated transcription; chromatin organization. Gene Ontology annotation, cellular component: nucleus. The record is from RefSeq and is a predicted model, not a curated record. NCBI's taxonomy places the organism in Eukaryota, Metazoa, Chordata, Aves, Passeriformes, Passeridae.